GCCUGCGUGGAACCGCCAGGAAUUUCUGGGAAUACUGUGGAUUUCUGCCGUGAGCCUGGAGAGCCCUCGCGUGGCACUUUUUUUCAGAAUGCCCUCUGUGUCUCUGUCUCUGCCCUCCGCUCUGGCAGGGAGGGCCAGGACAUGGGUUUGCCUCUCCUGCAUGUUUUGGCCCGACGAGCUGGAGGGCGUCCACACACACACCUUCAAGCUGAAGCCAUUCAAGAAGGCCAAGAGCUGUGAUAUAUGCAAGCAGGCCAUCACCAAGGAGGGCCUCAUCUGCAAAGCGUGCCGGUUGUCCUGCCAUAAAAAGUGUGAAGUAAAGGUCACCACUUCAUGUCAAACAACGACCAGCUAUGAGGUGCCUCCCACUCCUCAGCUGCCAUUAAAGCAUGUAGAUACACCGGGAUCUACGAGGUCCUGCAAGAGUGUGGAGAUAAGGCGAAAGCAGUCACGGAGUCAGAGUGUGGUUCAGGCCAUGGAGGAGAGCUAUGAGGUGGACCUGGUCUACAUCACAGAGAGGAUCAUCUCUGUCUCUUUCCCCGCCGGCGCCGAGGAGCACAGCUACACCACCCACCUCAAGGAGGUGGCGACGAUGCUGAGGUCCAAACAUGGCGAACACUACCUGGUGCUCAACCUGAGCGAGCGGAGGACUGACCUAUCAAAGUUAAACCACAAGGUUCUGGAGUUUGGCUGGCCAGACCACCAUGCACCAGCUCUGGACAAAAUCUGCAGCAUGUGCAAGGCCAUCGACACGUGGCUGAAUGGAGACCCACGCAAUGUGGUUGUACUACACAACAAGGGGAACCGAGGUCGAACAGGGGUGGUGGUGGCUGCGUACAUGCACUACAGCAACAUAUCUGCGAGUGCUGACCAGGCGCUGGACAGGUUUGCCAUGAGGCGCUUCUACGAGGACAAAGCACUUCCUGUGGGUCAACCAUCACAGAGAAGGUAUGUGCGUUACUUCAAUGGCCUUCUGUCCGGACACAUAAAAAUCAACAACAAGCCUCUGUUCCUGCAUCAUGUCAUCAUGCACGGCAUACCCAACUUUGAGUCCAAAGGAGGCUGCCGUCCUUUCCUGAAGAUCUACCAGGCAAUGCAACCAGUCUAUACGUCAGGAAUAUACAAUGUGCAAGGAGACAGCAACACCAGUAUCUGCAUCACUAUCGAACCAGGCCUGCUUCUGAAGGGAGACAUCUUGCUGAAGUGUUACCACAAGAGGUACAGAAACCCGACCAGAGACGUGGUGUUCAGGGUGCAGUUCCACACUUGUGCCAUCCAUGACCUUGGGGUGGUUUUUGGGAAGAACGAGCUGGACGAGACCUUCAAAGGUAACGGCUCUUUGGAUGAGAGGUUCCCAGAGUACGGGAAGGUGGAGUUUGUCUUCUCAUAUGGCCCAGAGAAGAUCAAAGGCCUGAGUCACCUGGAGAACGGACCAAGCGUUUCUGUGGACUACAACACCCAGGACCCUCUGAUUCGCUGGGAUUCGUACGACAACUUCAGCCAGCGCUGUGAGGACACUGUGGAUGGAGAGCACGAUGUUGUUCAUACCCAAGGCCCACUUGAUGGAAGCCUAUAUGCCCGAGUCCGCAAGAAAGACUCCCUGGAGGGAGUUGUCACCAUCAAUGGCCUCCCAGUCCAUGAGAACCCCUUGACCAAUACCAAGAGCCCGUUGCAGCAGGCCAACCAUCCCCUCCAAACCACUGACCAGACACUUCCUGUGACAGGCCACGCCUCCCUCCCUGCCGUCGACCACACCCUCUCCGUGAGCAGCGACUCAGGCAACUCUACUGCAUCCAUCAAGACUGAUCGUACUGAUGAGCACAGCCAGUCUGUGCAGAGUGCUGUGAAUCACAACAACCCAACCGCGACCCACCCACCACUCAGCCCGCAGGAGAAGAGAGAGCUUGAUCAGCUUCUGAGCGGCCUUGAGGCACCAACUCAUCAACGGCAAGCCUACCUAUCCACAUCCACCAGUCCAGGGGGAGGAGUACGACACCUGGUCCCAGCGCAGGUGCACGUCAACGGGGGCCACUCCAGGCUAGUUGGUGCCCCUUCAACAGACGAGCGUGAGACAGAUAUUCUCGACGACGAGUUGCCUAAUAGCCAAGAGGGCAACAGUGUGGACAGCUUGGGCACGAUUUCUUCCCUAGAGGGCCAGGCGACACCAGCUGACCUCUACUACCAGUCACAGACACCUGUCAGCGGGCAGAACGACGGGCCAUACCUUGAGAGAGGUGUUCUUGGGGAAAAGUUGAGCGAAAUGCCUGUGCAUGGAGUACGAACCCCCACGGCGAUGCAAGAGAGAUCUGUGGACUCUGCAUCACCACAGGGGGGAUACAACAAUUACCAGAACGGAGGUGGGAUGUACCGCUCACAAUCCUUCGGGAACCCGCCAGCCAGCAGCCCUGAAAUCAAUCCAAAACUGAUGCCCAGGGCCCCUGAGAGGAGCACCAGUAGUCGAGAGGCCGUUCAAAGAGGUCUUAGCGCUUGGCACCAAUAUAGCCUCCCAGAUGAUCCAUUUGGCCCUCCUCUUCAGUCAACUCAUAGCUUGCCUCACUUCCCCACCCCAGCCUCGCAGCGGGACAUCGAGCAGUCCAUCGAGGCACUCAACAUGCUCAUGCUUGACCUGGAUCCCAUCAACUCCCACAUGUCGAAGUCCCACAGUGCACCCCCUGGGGAGAACAGCCUGAAUUCAUCACAGGUGCCCUUCUCCCAGACCCUUGCCAGACCCUCGUACCAAGCAGACUCUGCCAUCCACGGCUACAACAGCUCUGGGACAGUCAACAAUUCUUUUCAUCAGCCCCUACGAUCGACUGGGAGAGUGUCAGCGUUGCCCAGCCAGAGCCCAGUUAUGGAGUCUCCUGUGUAUUCUCCCCAGAGGCCCAAUGCAAGCUACCAACACCAAAACACCACCCCAACACACACCCCUGAGCCCUACCUCCACCCACGUCAAGCACCCCACCAUUACCCCACUGAUCCCACUUCUAAUUUCAACCAGCAGGCACCACUGAAGCCUGUGAACUCGUACCCAAGCGGCGGGGUUUCCCACUCCCCAGACCUGCAGGGUUCGUCUCCUUACCCAGGCUACAGUGCCUCCUCUUCUCCUCUCCCCGCUCUCACCCCCCAGCCCAAGGAUACUUCCUCUUCCUCCUUAGCCAGAGAACAAGAUGCAGAGGAGGAGACGCUAAAUUUGGAAGGCCUGGUGGCUCACCGCAUCGCUGAGUACAACGCUCGCAUUCGGGGCAUCAGUGAAAGCAUGACACCGCAACAAUCUGACCGCCAUCGCUCCUAUUCCUUCUCUGGAGUUCGCUCCAGAGGAAUGACCCCAGAGGUGACACAAGAGACAGGCCGGCGUCGGACCACCAGUGAGGGACAGUAUCAGAGCAGCCAUGAUAACACAUCAUCAGUUCAUUCACCAGACUUUGUCAGCAAUCUGGCCCACAACCCAGGAGGAAGACCCAGAGAGGGUCCAAUGCACAGCUACCUGGAGGCGUUUGAGGACGACAAGGCAGACGGGCUUGCCAACAGCCCCACCUUUGGAGGCGGUGGUGAGAAUUCUCCACAGACCCCCAGCUUCCCUGUGUCCCCACAGACUCCUUACUUCAACAUGUCUCGUUCUCCUCCGGGUUUGACCAAGACUCCUCUGUCAACGCUGGGACUGAAGCCACAUCAACAGGGUGGAUCAGAUAUUCACAGUUUUGGGGACUCCAGAGCACAACCUUUCAACGCUCCUCUCUCCUCCAGCAGUCCGAUUCACAGCGCUGAUGGACGGAGGAUUGGGUCUUCAGAUGGCAGCCCUCUCAGCUCUGCCCCCUCCCACCCCAACAGACCCAACUCCCCCGAGGGCUCCCAGGUCAACAUCAUGGGCGUCCACACCGUCCCCGGCAGCCCCAACACCCUCCACCGCACAGUGGCCACCAACACGCCACCGAGCCCCGCCCUCCAGAGACGCCUGGGUCAAGCCAGCCCCUCACUGGCCAGACACCCGCCUCCAGUCGGCGUCCCCUCCAGCCCUCUCAUUGGCCGAAGCCCUAAAACAGCAGCCGUUGGCGUGCCUCCCAGCCCCCUGAUGGGGCGCCGCACAGCAGCAAGUGGCCAAAGCACACCUGAUGAGCUGGGGGCUGCUUCCCGUCAGGGGAGCGCCCAGCCGCCAUCCACGCCUGCGUUUCCCGUCUCCCCACAGCUGCCGGAGAAAAGGCACAUGUCCAGUGGAGACGCAGAGAGGAUGGACAACAAUAACCUGACACCGACACCAGCCAGUGGUGGCAGCACACCAAAUCUGUCUGGGACUCACACACUCCCAGACAUCUCCAAGUCCAUAUAUGAUGGUUAUCCAGACAUUAAGAUGAAUGUCAAGUUUGUCCAGGACACCUCCAAGUUCUGGUACAAGCCAGACAUCUCCAGAGAGCAAGCCAUCAACCUGCUGAAGGACCGGGAGCCCGGGGCGUUCAUCAUAAGGGACAGCCAUUCCUUCCGCGGGGCCUACGGUUUGGCCAUGAAGGUGGCCUGUCCCCCGCCGACUGUCCAACAAAACAAGAAAGUUGGUGACAUGACUAACGAGCUGGUGAGGCACUUCCUGAUUGAGACGAGCCCUAAAGGCGUCCGUCUGAAGGGCUGCCCCAAUGAGCCCUACUUUGGUUGUCUUUCUGCUUUGGUGUACCAGCACUCGAUGACUCCACUGGCUCUGCCCUGUAAGCUGAUGAUCCCCACCAAAGACCCAAAUGAAGAGGCGUUGGAACUUGCCACACCAACUGAUCCAGUUGUUGAACUUCUGAAGCAGGGAGCAGUCCAGAAGGUUCCUGAGGAAGCCCACGCGUGCAACGUCCUCUACAUCAACUCCGUUGACAUGGAGUCUCUCACGGGGCCUCAGGCCAUUUCCAAGGCCAUCAGUCAGACGCUGGCGACCAACCCUCUGCCAGCUGCGACCACCGUCCACUUCAAGGUGUCCACACAGGGCAUCACGCUCACUGACAGUCAGAGGAAAAUUUUCUUCAGGCGACAUUAUCCCAUCAACACGGUAACCUACUGUGACAUCGAUCCCCAGGACAGAAAAUGGGGCAAAGAGGGAGGUGGCUCAGUGAAGCUUUUUGGAUUUGUCGCGAGGAAACAAGGAAGCACAACAGACAAUGUCAGCCACCUGUUUGCUGAGCUGGACAUAGAUCAGCCCGCCUCCGCCAUCGUCAGCUUUGUCUCCAAAAUGAUGAAACGGUGAAAGCCCCAACCUUUUAAUGGCAGUGGCCAUGUUGAAAUCUUCCGUCCUCGUCGGUGUCUUUUUCGCCAGGACUCGAUGAUGUCCUUUUUUUUUCCUGUUUCCUGUUGGUUUGUUUCUGUUGUUCCCUUCUCUCUUUUUUUUCUCUCUGCCUUGCUGGUUUGUCUUGACUUUGGUCUUUUUUGGAAGAGUCUGUUUGAAGGAUUUGGUGUGGAUCCAAAUUGGCGCUAGAGGACGUGUGGUGUGGAGCUGUGAACGUGACAAACAUGGAGGCCAUCAAAGGGAGAAAAUGUAUUCACAGGGUAACCUGUACUUGAGGAAAAUGCCAGCUAAAAACUAAAGGAACAAUGCUAAGUUUAGUCGGGGAACACGUGAGGACUCGUAUGUUUCAGGGUUUUCUGUUGUCGAUUUUGUUGAUUGAUUUACCAAAGGUAGUUGCAAUACAAGUGCAAGAAUGAUGUAGCUAUUAAGCCAUUAUUAUUUCCUCUUUUCAAAAGAUGAAGUGUUGAACAAAACAAAACAAAAAAAAGAAAAGAAAUACGGUUUCUUCUUGAACUCGUCUUCAGGAAAAAAGUUGGCCUUGAUGGCUUUUAGCAAAACAUUGUCUGAAGACCUUAUGCAUGUUAGCUUGAUCUUUAAGCUUGGUUCUUCUACCUUCCACAAAAUUCAUUGUGAAAUCCUUAGAGUGGUCUUUUCCAGGUCUGUUGUGUGUUGGAAAGGGCUCUGCAGUGAAACAACGACUGAUCUAAACUGCGCAUAGCAGACCAGACUCACAAAAACCGCCACGCUAAGGUCACCGCACUUUGUGUCAGUGCAGCCACACUUGCAUCACCUCAGCCUCUGGUCCAAGCCUGAUCGCUCUCUCACUCUCUAAACUCGCUUAUUGGAUUACUCUCGCCUGAAAUCAGCAAGCUCCUGAUGGCAUGGCAGAUAGAGAGAGGAAGACUGUUUGUCCACAAGAUGGCGCCACUCUUUAAGGCUUGGACCCUUCCCCAGGUGUCACAUAGACUUGCCCAUCACCAACUGCUUGCAGUAGUGGAUCUGUUGAUAGACGCUGCCACUGAAACACACUGGAAAUCACCAGGGACUGGCCCAAAGACCUGGACCUAUGCACUGUUCUUUAUGCAUGUUGUUGUCCCUAAAUGCACCCUCCCUCAUAGCUACAUUCAACAUCACUGAAAACAUUCUAUGCUGUGUGCUAAAAACGACUUAAAAACCUUUAGACAAGUACACCGAGGUUGUAUGACUUGUCACAGACUGCAUGAAAUAGACAACAUUUUUGUACUCUCCUCAGAGUCCUGAAAAGAAGUAGACAACCCAUUGUUGAAGUAGUCACAUGAUGGUGAGAUGCUAUAUUUUUAUUUUUUAUUUUUUUGGUUUUAAUUUCGGUCCAUUUGAGCCAGGGUUACCUUUCACUGUCCGGACAGUCCGGUCCUUGUUUUUCCACAGUGUUGUCAAAAUUUACAUUUAGAUAUGUUUUAGGGCAAAGUUUAAAAAAAAAAAAAAAGAAAAAACAGAACAACAACAACAACAACAAAAAAAGACACAAAAGAACACAAGGAG
This is a messenger RNA of Toxotes jaculatrix (banded archerfish), 6772 nucleotides long. It is a transcript of the gene tns1a, whose product is annotated as tensin 1a. Gene Ontology annotation, biological process: fibroblast migration. The transcript is spliced from 34 exons. Bases 89 to 5212 code for a protein of 1707 amino acids. Gene Ontology annotation, molecular function: protein binding. NCBI's taxonomy places the organism in Eukaryota, Metazoa, Chordata, Actinopteri, Toxotidae. The record is from RefSeq and is a predicted model, not a curated record.